CUUUGGAUUUUUAUCUUUUGAAUCUGAAGACAGCAUUGAUCAAGUGUGUGGUCAGCGUUUUGUGAACAUCAACGGCAAGCAGAUUGAAUGCAAAAGAGCUGAGCCAAGGGAUUCUUAUCGCCGUAAUGCUGGGCAACCUUAUAACACAUACCAAAAUUCUCAGAAUGGAAGCAUGAAACCGUCCUCUUUUGGACCUGGAAAUUCUGCUGGUUAUCAGACCCCUGGAUGGAAUGCACCUCAACAACCAUACAUGAUGCAAGGUAACGCAUAUGGAGGAUACCAAAAUUACAAUGCACCUCCUGUUGCUCCAGCAUAUGGUUCAAAUUCUGCACCACCGUAUAAUAGCAUGCCAUCAGCACAGUAUUCUCAGUCAUCCUAUUCAUCUUAUGGAACUGGUACACAGUACAAUUACGCACAAACACCUAAUGCCAGUAGCUAUACCCAGCCUGCUGCAAGAACUUAUUCUCAACCUCCUCCUGUUGGUUAUUCAAAUCCUGCUGCUAAUAGUUAUUCUCAGGGUGCUCCUGUUCCAGAAGCAAAAGCUCCAAAUGUGUCUUCAGCUUACGGAGCCGCUUCAAGUGCUCCAAGUGCAUCUGGUUAUGGACCACCAAAAGCAUAUACUUCAACUUUCCCCAAAGCACAAACUUAUGCCAGUACAGAUGGUAUGGGCUACAGUGGUCAAGGAGUGGCAUCAGCAUCAAAAAAUAUUGGUUAUCAUCCAUAUAGACGCUAAAUGUUUUAUUUUUAUUGUAUUGUUUAUAUUUCAAUAAACAUUUAAGAAUUUUAACAGUUCAAUGUUUGA
Molecule: messenger RNA, 802 nt
Organism: Stegodyphus dumicola
Lineage: Eukaryota; Metazoa; Arthropoda; Arachnida; Araneae; Eresidae
Product: DAZ-associated protein 1-like
Biological process (GO): regulation of translation
Cellular component (GO): cytoplasm
Molecular function (GO): mRNA binding
Source: RefSeq, a predicted model, not a curated record